ACAAAUGUAAUGCUGCGUUAGCUGGGGAGGGCUCAUUAGGACGAAUGAAUGAACCGAAUCCGUUUGUCCCCCUUUUUUGAUGUAUUGUUUAUUGAAUCAAAAAUAAACACACAAUUAGACAUAAUUGAGUUCAAGAAUUGACAAGAGCAUAGAAGAUAAACAAAAAAAUAAGAUGUUUCUUCCCACUCAACUCCAGCUGUCCGACAUUCGUCAUACAUUUUGGGCACCAGGCGUCCGUAUAGCCUCUCCAGAAAAACAACACGCACUCAAUUUAGAUAUUCGGGUUUGAGUUCAUGGAAGUGAUAUCUGCACUUGUUUUUAAAACACACACCUCUAUGGAUCCUUUCGAUUUCGAUACCCGGAAACGAGGAUCAUAUGUCAUCAUAGUUGUCGGGUUGAAAAUCAUGUCCAGCUACGUUUGGAUUCCAUAAUAAUUUAUUCGGACCCUUAAUCGACAGAAGUCUUAUAGAGAGAAUUCAUCGUAUUACCGGUCGGAUUGUUGAUCACCUGAGUUGAGGAAUCUAUAGAGAAUUAUUCUACUCGUCUACUUCCGGACAGACAGGUAGAGGACGAUGGAAGACGGAGGCAGCUCCCCGCCUGAUCUGAUCAAGGACCAUGGAGAAACCAGUCAUGUUCUCACUCCCCUAGCCCCUGGCAGAGGAGUGCUGUUCCCUUCAUCGCUCCUUCCUCCCUGCUCUACCCUCCUCCCUCCAGUCAUCCCCCCUUCACAGGACGACCUGUGGCAGCUACCAGGAAGACUACGUAUAAACCCAUCUCUAUGGGACAAGGAGGACGUGGUCCACUGGCUGCACUGGGCUCAGAGGGAAUAUUCUCUCCUCAGAACUGAGAGAGGACGGUUUGAGAUGAACGGCAGAGCCCUCUGCCUCCUCACCAAGGAAGACUUCAGACGCCGCUGUCCUGACUCAGGUGAUGUACUGUACGAGCUCCUCUCUCUCUCUGUGUUUCCAGGUGAUGUACUGUACGAGCUCCUACAGUGUGUAAAGCAGCAGAGAAGGGAGGUCUCCACAGGCCACACAACUCCACCCAUCCUGACCCUCACCAAGCCCCCUCUCAGUCUCACCAAACUCCCCUCUACUAAAUACACCCAGCCACCCCAAACCAAUGGAAGCCAGGGUCCCCAACCGCUAGGAGCCAAUGGAUCAACACAUGUGUCGAAGUGUCAUCCCACAAUCCCUAGCUCCCAGGAGGAGGAGCCUCUCAACCUGUCCAAUCAGGAGAGGACUGAGAGAGAAGUCCCACCUAGAGAGGCCAACGGCAAGAUCCCAGACUGCAGGUUGCUGUGGGACUAUGUGUACCAGCUGUUGUCAGACCAGCGCUACCAGCCCUUCAUCCGCUGGGAGGACCAGGAGAGCCUGGUGUUCAGGGUGGUCGACCCCAACGGACUAGCUCGACUCUGGGGGAACCACAAGAACCGAGCCAACAUGACGUAUGAGAAGAUGUCUCGUGCUCUGAGACACUACUACAAACUCAACAUCAUCAAGAAAGAACCAGGACAGAAACUACUCUUCAGGUUCCUGAAGACCCCUCAGGAGAUCAAGCGACACAGAGUGGACCGCCUCGACUUAGCAGAUUCCCCUGAACACUCACCCUCACACUCACCCUCACACUCACCCCGGCGGGACAUCAGUGAGGAUGGUUUGGAGGUGUCCCCUGAAUACAGCGACCCAAGCUCUAACACCCUAAGCAUGACGGUAUGAACAUGGGUACUCCUGUGUUGAGAUUUAGAUGCACUAUUGUAAGUGGCUGUUCCACUGGAUGUCAUAAGGUGUAUGCACCAAUUUGUAAGUCGCUCUGGAUAAGAGUGUCUGCUAAAUGACUUAAAUGUAAAUGUAAAUUAAUUGACCCAUGGUAGAAAGGACAAUAGAGGAUAACAUGAGUUUCGUUCACAACUUCUUCAGGGUCACAAUAGUUACAUAGGCCUGCCUUCCUCUUCCAGGUCACCACUGUUAGGAGUCAAUGUUGUUCUUCACUAACACAGACCCCAGAGCAAAUCAGCGGGAGACAAAUAGAUUCAUUUGAAGAGGACAAAUCACAGAUGUUAUGCUGGGAGGUACAUGUUCAUUACCCCUGACCUCAGCUU
Messenger RNA from Oncorhynchus keta (chum salmon), 2101 nucleotides. RefSeq names its product ETS variant transcription factor 7 (gene etv7). Gene Ontology annotation, molecular function: sequence-specific DNA binding; DNA-binding transcription factor activity, RNA polymerase II-specific. NCBI's taxonomy places the organism in Eukaryota, Metazoa, Chordata, Actinopteri, Salmoniformes, Salmonidae. Gene Ontology annotation, cellular component: nucleus. Bases 573 to 1718 code for a protein of 381 amino acids. Gene Ontology annotation, biological process: regulation of transcription by RNA polymerase II; cell differentiation. The transcript has 9 exons. The record is from RefSeq and is a predicted model, not a curated record.